AAUUUUCCUGUACUCGUACGUAAUCCGUUUCAAAUAGACGGAUAAAGGGAAGUGUUAUAUAAACAUAUUUCUUUACUCAUUUCAGAAUGAAUGUAUUCCACUUUAUGCAUAUUUUGCUCCUGAUUUGUGCAAGUAUUGGACAUAUUUGGUCAGAACAGGCUUGUGACGCACACGAUUCGCAGGCACUUAUGUUGAGGCUGAGACAACUGAAGACAGAAACUGAAAUCAAAUUCAAGGAAGUUACGACGAGGAUCGAAUAUCUAGAAAAUGAAUUAGCAGAUCAAAAAGAUGGAGAAUGGUCCACCUGGGGCGACUGGAGCACUUGCAGCGAAAGUUGUGGAGGAGGCACUCAAUCCCGAAAUCGCUCUUGUACAGAUCCGGCACCAUCAAAGUUCGGGAAACAAUGUUUGGGUAGCAGUGAACAAAUAACCCUAUGCAAUAAGCAGCAAUGCCCUGACGCCAACGUAGCAUUUACCGCAACUAACAUUGACAAUAGUACAUAUGGAGAGUCAGGUAUAAGGUUUCCAAACGUCCUGGUGAACAUUGGUAAUAACUAUGACAGCGCAUAUGGUACAUUUACAACUUCUAUACCCGGGCUGUACCAUCUGGUUGUCGUAUUAACACUAGAUCGUUCAGGCCGCCAUACAGCUUCUUGCCAGUUGUGUGUCAAUGGGGUUGCACAUUUUAAUAUAUACAUGAAGCGAUAUGACGACAACUACUCCUCCAUAGCUGCAGGAACAUUUAACCUCAAGAGAAAUGACGUCAUACACCUUUGUUCUUGUAAUGGCACACAGUACAUGAACAAAGGUAAUACAAAUAUGUUUACGGGAUUCCUUAUCAAACCUCUUUAAUACGAGUUGCCGGCAGCAUCUUAUUGUAAAUGUUGUGUUUCUGUCAAGUGAAUAACGAUGCAUGUGUCUUAACCAUAUCUUACAUUAAUUUGAAAUGUCUUUGAUUCAUCCAAUCUUCACGUAACUGGGAUAAAAAGUGAUUUAUUUACUUUCGAUGUCAAUUUUGUUUCACUGCAUUCAACAUUUGUUAAUAAACAUAGUGUAGCGGUUGCACCAUGUCAGCAUGGGGUUUUGUAGAAUAUUUGGUGAAAUGUUGUUAUUGUUAAUAUCUUUACCGCAUUGUUAGAUACCUAAACUCGUAAGAAAACGUCUUUCCAAACAUUCCUCAUUUAUAUGCAUUUAUAUCGGGUAUAAUGCAAGAUACCUUCAUCACGCUACAGCAUGUAUGUGCAUGUAUUCAUGUCAAUAACCGAUAUAAAUAUAUAAGGGGAACUUGUCUUCAUUUUAUUCUCCUUUUGGUAACCUGAUACGAAAUUUAGUCUGAAGUUAACAUUUUGAGAUAUAAAUUCCUUCUAAAAAGUAUAUUUGCGUUACUGGGUGGGUUUUCCAACAACUGAUAGUUACAGAGAGAGAUAUUGAGAGAGAGAGAGAGAGAGAGAGAGAGAGAGAGAGAGAGAGAGCACUAACAAUAAUUUAUAACGUUUAAAGGCACCUAUGUCCAUGCACAAAUCGAAAUUUUAUUCAAAUUGAUGACUAUCUACCGAUACUGCAAAUUGCUCAAAACAUGACUUAUCACAUGUCAUAAAUAGCCACAAGCAGAAGGAACAUUGGGUUUUCAUCAGAUGUAAGAUAGAUAAAAACAAUUUAUACCAGACCGCUUGACCAGAGUUACUUACAUAAACUUUCAGAGAGCAUGUGUGAAUGUUAAGUUUGGAAUUUUAUAGGUCAAAAUGAGUUACAAUAUAUAAAUAAAACGUUAAUACGUCGAAGGUGUCAGUCAGUUUAAUAUAUAAGUUUAAGACAGUUAAAAAGAGGAAAAGUGAAUACACGAUUGUUAUGUGAGGAAGUCAACAAGUAUAACUUAAGAAUACAAUAUCCCAUUAAAACAUUGUAGCAGAAUAAAACAUUUGCCGCAUAGAUAGUUUUACCGAUUGCGGCACUAGCGAUGGAAGAGAUUAUUGUAUUAUUUGGUCCUAGUGCAGAUAAUAAAUAUAUAUGGGUCAAAUCUGGGAUGUUCUAAUUGAGCUUAUAUUCUUGUAACAGUAACUCACCUCAGAUUUCUACUGAAAGAAUGUUACAAGAUUGCCACACACAUACAUAUUUCUAUAGUUACACAGUUCUAUAAACAUUGAUGAAAUUGAGUCUCUUAUGGUAGCUUUCUUCUUUUUAGAAUGAGUGAUGUUACUUAUGAUAUUAGAAAAUGCCAGGUAAACUCACAUUUUAAAAGAAAUUUAACGAUAUUUAGAUCACCUUGAAACUUUUAGUUUGUUUGCCUUUGUGUUACUAGAAAAAAUACGGUUUGAAUAGAUUAUAUAUUGUUUAGGCCACGAUUAAGAUGUGCACUAAACGCCAUACCUACAUACUUACUUGAUUCCGAUUAUAAAGAUAAUGAUGACAGUGGAAAUGCUAAAUGAACUUUUAUAAUGUAUUGCAACCUAAAAACCAUGGUAUACCUAUUGUUAGCUUAAUG
Molecule: messenger RNA, 2481 nt
Organism: Mercenaria mercenaria
Lineage: Eukaryota; Metazoa; Mollusca; Bivalvia; Venerida; Veneridae
Product: semaphorin-5B-like
Exons: 4
Coding region: 87-851 (254 amino acids)
Molecular function (GO): protein binding
Source: RefSeq, a predicted model, not a curated record